AUGGGAGGGCAGGCGCUGGGCCCGUGCUUCGCCGCAACCUGCUGCGGUUUCCCGUGCGAGCUGCGACAAGGCAGCCCACCGUUGGUGUCUGAAACCGGGCACUGUAUGCUGUGCAACGCGAUGCCUGAAGCUGGCCGUGCGAGUAUGGCUCUGGAAAUGUGCGUGAUGCACUGUCACGCCCCUCCCUGCGCCCCGGCGUCCAUCGCGCCACAGCAAGGCAGUACCGGUACUUGCACGCCCCUCGGCUCGCAGCUCACGAUUGUAAGACGAGCCGCAGCAGCCAAGUACCGCAACAAGUGCGCCUGCACGUCCCGCCCUUCUCCCUUCUCCCUCCCCAAAACAGACCCGACCCAGUCGCAGUCCCAGGCCAAAACAUCUACUUCUCCCCCCCAGAAAAAAAAAAGAAAAAAACCCAACCGAGUUACUUGGGCUCCAAGUACUGCUCGAUCUUCCACCCCCGAGCUUGGGACUUUGCGAGAACCUGAACCUCAGCCUGACCUGGCCAUCGCAAGCUUGCGCUGCACGUCUGGGCCGCGGAUCCACAGCCUGGAACAGCUUCUCUCGCAACGACCGACUUGUUUGCUGCGACCUGAGCUGCAGAGUGCCGACACGAGCAGACGAGGCAUAUCGCUCGCACACGCUUUCCGCAUCCCACGCAUCUGCUGCUCGUCCAGUAGUAUUACCACCUUGCCUCUGAUACUGCCGCCACUCCAACACACGGCGAACGACUAUUUUGCACUUACUUAUCCGUCCAAGACCAAACCCUGGCCGAUCCGCGUCUUCACAGCUCUCUCUCCGGAGUACCGGGCAGUACCACUGCAUCAUUCGCCCUGCCGCUCCCAGCGCCGCGCCAACCAACAUCCGUCGUACGUUGAUGCUGCUUCUUUUUUUCUCAAUUUUUUUUCUCAAUUUUUUCUUGUUUGCUACUGUCUACUGUCUGUCUGUCUGUCUGUCUGCCUACCUGCCUCUCCAUCUAUCCGCGUGUCUGUACUUCCCUCCACCAUCCCCAUCAUCAUUGGCCACCCUCUUGUCACUCCCACCCGGCCUCUUCACUUCAGGUCGAGUCAAGGCCAGGCCAAGCCAAGUCAGGCCAAAGCCAACCGCCCAGCCAGCAGCUGGGAUUGGCACAGAGCUAAGCUGAGCCUUGUCAGCACAUCCAUCCAUCCUCACGCCGAGUCUCGUCCACGCAGACUCGAAUUAUUGACCCCCCCAAUUCGCUCCCGUUCCCUCUUAUUGCCAGCCCAAUUAAUCCCUCUUGGCUCGUUGUCAAUUCGCCGUCCGCACCCGUCACAAUAGUAACCCAAGCCCACCGUCGCCUCGGCUUCGGAUCUGCCCCUAACCAACGCUUUUUGCUGCCCCCACCACCACGACAGACGCAACUUACUUUCCCACUGCAAAACUUGUACUUUGCUAGCCACCUUCUCCCCCAACCCAUCAGUCCACCGCGCGUCUCAGUCAAGCCUUCACCUUUUUUAUUAUAAAUAAUAUUUUUUUCUUUUUUUUCCCCAAUCCCCCCCUCCACGACCUUUUUCGGUGCCACCGCGGUUUCAAGUACUUUGUUGAUCCAAGUGGUCUUGCACUACUUUGGCGAAUUGUGCAACCUGACCCUUUCGGCCCCCAGCUCUGCUCUUUGGUUGACCAAGGAAAAAAAAGCCGAGCCAGACUUGUCCAAGUCGGAUGCUUUAGGCAACAUUGACCUACAUUGAUUGCCUCGCCCGUAA
Messenger RNA from Trichoderma asperellum CBS 433.97, 1721 nucleotides. The record is from RefSeq and is a predicted model, not a curated record. NCBI's taxonomy places the organism in Eukaryota, Fungi, Ascomycota, Sordariomycetes, Hypocreales, Hypocreaceae.